Messenger RNA from Carassius gibelio (silver crucian carp), 8370 nucleotides. Its product is annotated as claudin-20. Lineage: Eukaryota; Metazoa; Chordata; Actinopteri; Cypriniformes; Cyprinidae. Gene Ontology annotation, biological process: cell adhesion; bicellular tight junction assembly. Gene Ontology annotation, cellular component: bicellular tight junction; plasma membrane. The transcript is spliced from 2 exons. The record is from RefSeq and is a predicted model, not a curated record. Bases 3765 to 4496 code for a protein of 243 amino acids. Gene Ontology annotation, molecular function: structural molecule activity.
ACCUACGUAGACCGCGGGGUGACGAGAUGAAAACACACACACACACACAUACACACAACAGUGUUAUAGUCAGACCUGGAGACCAUUUUCACAAGCUACUCCCACUCGAGUGAGGGGGAGAAACGGAAUGGAAACUAGCGCAGAGAUAUAGAGUGAAGGAAAGCCGAGGGUUGGGAGAGGAGGCGGUGGGUGAUGCUGCACGAUGACAAGCCAGUUCCGGUUGCUACAGUAACACCUGUUUGAAGGACCAUCAAAACAAGCCUCUUCAAAUGUGAAUAGUAAGUCUCAUGUUACACUGUUGCUUCCUAAAUGUUCUUAUAUCCACAGCCUAGUGAUGAUGUAGGGGAUGCUUCAGCGUCUAUCUCGCCUGGUUCGCCGAUCAGCAGUAAAGGACGGUGCUUCUUUUCAUUAUGCAAAAUCGACACAAACGUCUGCUGUGCCCAGGCUAAAAACUGUUUCUCUCGUGUGAAUUGUAGCAGGAAACAUAAUUUUAGUAAAUCCAGAACCUGUAGCACAACAAAUUGUUUAUCUGUAUUAAUCCAUAGUAUAGAUUCUGAUUUGUAAUCGAUUAAGUAAAGCACAACGCGUAACAGCUAGGGGGAAUAAUAAAAUAAAAUAAUAUAGUAGAAGUAAUUUUCCUUAAAUUAUGGAAAUGUGCUGGAAUGCCCCCUGAAUGGAGACGGGAUGAAGAUAACGGAGAUACGGAUGAAAAUGUAAUUAGUUAGGUGAUAAAGAGAAAAUGAAUCAUUGAUUUGUCAGACACAUUGAUUUGUCAGCUGCAUGCCUUACUGUGAUUUAACAUGUUGCAGUCAUGCAGGACUCUUGGCUUCACUUCGGCUACAUUCUUCCACUUGGGCUCAUUUUAAAUAAAUUACGAGCAGGAUACAAGGCUUCGAGCCCUCAUGAUGUUUAGGGCUACAAAACAGCAAUACACUGGAGAUGACAGAGAAGGAAAGAAUGUGACGAGAGCUUUCAGAAAGCAUUGACUCAUCUGCCUCAGCUAUGCAGAAGGAGAUCCAACAUUCAAGGAAUCAAUUUGGCCGCCUGUCAUUUACCCAGCUUGGGAUGCUGGUUUUAAAAUGAGACACUUCAUCCCUUCCCUCAGCGAAGGCGUCGGAAAUUUUGACCAGGUAGAUUCAAGUCCCUACACUUAAGCAAUAUUAAAUAUUUACAGCUCAGGGUUUACAAGCAACUGCACAGAGUUAUGUAUGAAUAUACACAAACUAUCUUUCCUGUAAUAUAGCCCCUCCCCCUUUCAGCAUCACUACGCUAUAUAUUUACCCCGUACUGAUUGUAUAGCUUGCCUUGUUUGCACCUAAGUGCAAGUGCCCCCUAAUACAAAGGGUGUGAAAUUUCAUUUGUCAUUUCUAAUAGAGAAUGAUCAAACUGAGGUGGCAGUCCCUCAGGGCUAUCUGAGCAACCAUUAUUUCCUUUACAUAACUGCCAGUGAAACAAUGGAGUAUGCAGCUGAAAAUGCAUACAGUGAGGGGAAAGGAGAAAAUAGUCCUGCAAUGAGUAGGGAUACAUUAAUCAUGACAGCACUUUCAAAAGACAACCACUCUUACUUCAGCUCAGAUAAGGAAGCGGAAAGAGAGAAUGUAACCAGCGCAGGCUGACAGGGCUUUUGCCAGGGAGGCUUGUUUUUACUGUAGGAAUGGCUCGUCCUACGCUUCAUGAACAGCCCAAGGCAUUGAUGGGAACCAAAGAAACUACUGAUGUGCUUUGAGAAUCAGAUAUGAAUUGAUAUUCAUGGAAACUCUCUCCAGCCUAUAUGAGACUAGAGGCUUCGAAGGUGUCUGGCUGAAGACACAAGGCAUAAAGGGUAAGCAAGUUAGGAGGGCUAAAUGAACAGUGGCCCUAUGUUUGAGCACUUUGCGAAUGCAAUAUCAGUGAAAAGCAUUCCUAUUUUAUUGAACAGUAAAGUCAGAAGAAAAAGCCCAGAGGCAAUAAAUCAAGGUAGUGAGGAAACCCAUGCACUUCCCUCUUGCACAGCAGAGAGUAAUUUCCAUUUAUUAUCAUGAAUUUAAACUGCCAUUUCUGUAGCAGUGGCGUUAAGACCAUUUUGACAUCUGCAUUACAGGCAAACAGCUACAGCAGGGUAUAAUGAAAUGUUUCCAUCAGCAACUGUGAAUAACAAAUGGAUCUCAUCCUAAACAAUAAAAAGCACACGGGCAAAUAGAGAGAAAAACCCACCCCCACCCCAUACCUCAAGAAAUGACAAUUUCGAUGUUCAUCUCAGGCCUUUGCGCAAUAGCUAGAGGUGAUAAAAUCAAGGCACCAUGCAUAUAAUUGCUUUCCGUGCCUUCACACGUCAGUUCCCAACACACACGUUCCCUCUGUACAUGUUAGCAGUACCACUUACACACGGUUUACACAUUUUCAUUAUUUAUUUUACAGCACAAUCCCAACAGCAACAAAGUGAGGACACACAAACCAGCAUUUUAAACCCUGCUAGUGCCUAAAUGCAUUAAAAUGAAGAUCAUCACCACUAAAUACAAGAGUAUACGACUACACCUUCAGCUUGACCGGUGUAAAGGUACUGAUUUUGACUUACAGCUUCAAUAUUGAUCAUUUUUAGUUUUUACAGACAGACAGACACAUUCAGGUUUGUCCUUCUUUGCCCUCUUUGUCAUUUCUAAAGCAAUGCCAUAUAGCCACUCCCACCCUGCAGCGAGGAGAGGACGGAUGGAGGACGGCAGGGGUGGGGGGUGUAGGGGUUUAUAGGGGCAGCAGCUGUCAGUUCAUCCUCCUGCAGAGUCAAUGUUCCUGCUCAGUGGCUAGUCAUAUUAUGAUUAGGGUGAUGGCCAUGUCAUUGCCACUUUAGUGAAACUCCUUUAAAAGCAGGUGAAAGGGCCAGCCCUUAGUCCACCAUCCAAUGAGACCACUACCCAUGUGCAUGUGCUCUGAGAAACAACAACAACAACAAAAAACAUACUUAUAAAUAUUACACAGACAUACAUAUAUACAAACAUACAUGCAUGUGUGUGUGUGUGUAUGAAUGCAUACAACUAUUGUCUAAAUAUCUGCCUCUGCAAAAAUGACUUAAUGCUUCUCUAAUAAAUGUAUUUGCAUUUCAUGAUGUUUCAAAACAUUUUAGGGAUAUCUCGUUAAUUUUUUUUUAUUUUUAACUGGAAAACAAAGAUGCUUUUUCCCCCCCGUUAAAUUUAUAUAUUUCAAAUCCAAAAAAUUCACACUAUGCAGCUUAUAUCAGCUUAUAAAUAGCACUCAUAUAUAAGAAUUAGAUAUUCAAAUGUAAUGUGUUAAACAUUUACUUCUCUGAGAGAAAAAUCGGGAUUCAUGAAAGCAACCAAAAUCGACGUUAAAUCGAAUCAAAAAGCUUUGGACAUUAGAACAUAGACGGCUCUUAAAUCUGCUGUGAGAGGAUAUGGAGAAAACAACAGAGACUUUCAUGCGCGUGAAGUUGAGAGAUCGCUGCUGCGUGACGUAGACCAUCAUUCGUGCGGCUUUGAAAACAGCAUCGUCGCUCCAUCUCUGAUGUCCUCUAAUAUACCGCUACUGCUGAAGACACGGAUGACAUGAACGGAUCGCCAGCGUCACGACUAAUGCCGUUUAUACUCUGUUUUUGUAUUUAGCAGUGUGUGUACGUCUCUCUGUGUGUGUGUGUGCUCGGAAACCUGACGCGUCUCUGCACCAGCCGAGGCAGGCGGCGGUGCUGAGGAGUCUCUGCUGUCGCAGUUGCAGCCGAAGGAGAGGGGACUAGGCAAGCUGGUGUGAAUGUUGGCCGAGUUAAGGAACGUGGCAGGAUGGCGUCCACGGGCACGCAGAUCUUCGCCUUCGUGCUGGCAUUGCUAGGCAUCCUAGGUGCCACGGUGGCCACGUUACUGCCUAACUGGAAGGUGAGCGCGGAUGUUGGCUCCAACAUCAUCACUGCCAUCUCACAGAUGCAGGGGCUGUGGAUGGACUGCACCUGGUACAGCACUGGCAUGUUUAGCUGUACCCUAAAAUACUCUGUGCUGGCGCUGCCCGCAUACCUCCAGACGGCACGCACCACCAUGGUGCUCUCCUGUGUGCUGGCAGCGCUGGGAUUGUGUUUGGCCUCCGUGGGUUUAAAGUGCACUCGCUGGGGUGGGGGACGGCGUGCUAAACGUCACGCUGCCAUGGCCGCCGGCACCUGCUUUCUGGCCUCUGGCUUUCUCUGCCUUGUUCCUGCCUCCUGGUACACAAAUGAGGUUAUUGUCAGUUUCCUGGAUGCCAACGUGCCAGAAAGCAACAAGUUCGAGCCAGGCGGUGCCGUCUACGUAGCGUUCAUCUCAUCUGGUUUCCUUUUCGUGGGUGGAUCCAUUUUCUGUCUGUCCUGCCCGGGGAAGCGACACGGCCACCAGGAUUUGGUACUUCUCCCUCCGGACAAACUCCUCCUGCAGCAGCAGCAGCAACUGCUGCAACAACAGCAGCAGCAGGACCAGCUCCAGCACCAGUACUGCUCUCUCUCCCCGCUGGACAACAAGACUGGCUACAGCCUGCAGGACUAUGUAUAGGGGACCGGUAGUUCUGGAGAAAGACAAGUGCGAUGCACUGCCACUCGACCUCUUGGCUCUCGUGAUUACAACAUGAAAGGGAGAGAGGUACCACAACUUUAAAGAAUUUCCCUUGUCGUUUUCGUCUCUCCCCUUUUUAAGAUCAGCAAGCACAAAACAGUGGAAGUAUUCUCUCAAGCGAAGUCUACGAACAGACGGAUGGUGAAUACUGAAGGACGAGUGGCAGCAACGCUGCAGUAGUGACAGCUAAAGCAGUGUGCAAGACAGACGAUAAAUAAAUGCACAUAUCCAGCAUCCUAGUAAAUCGUAUUAAAGUGUUCCUCUGGGAACAGAUUAGCAACAAGGGAAUGUUUCUGCUACUUCAAAUCCCACCCCCCCUUCCCAAAGAUCUGAACUCUGAAGCAAUCGUUUAGCUGCUAACAAUCGUUUGGUAACCUCUGAUAAAAUAAGAUGGCAAUAUGUCUCAAAGAGGCAACAGCAUGGGAGAGCCCUUGUUUGGGAGAUUCUUUGCUUUUCUUUCUAUUUGAGUAAUUUGUGUUAAUGAAAUAAUUAUUUUGGUAGCUGAUAGGAUGAUUGAUAUUCUGCCUAAGCAUGCUUUCUGGAGCCUGUGCAUAAUGCAGUGGAAUGCCUGAUGUAGACUGAAUUGUAGCCAUAUAGCCUGUGCCUAAAGAGCUGUAGUACAUAAACCGCUGAAACUGUUUGGAGAGAAGUAGGAGGAGAGAGUGAAUAGGGGUUGCUGGGUCAGAUAUGGCUGAGAGGAGACUGCCCCUUCUUGCGUCAAAUGGAAGAUGUAAUGUUGUGCUGAUCAACACUUUCACAUUUUGCCCCAGACAAAAGCACGCUGCCUUGAGCUCAGGCCAUGCUGUUUGCCGCUCUAUCACGCACACACUCAUUGUGCUGCAUGUGUGCUUUUUACUCAUGCUGCUACUCUCACUGCCAUGGAAACGGGAUUCUACACCCAAAUACUUGUAUUGUCUAGGGUCAUGUUUCUCUGCACACUAGGAUAGUGGACCUGUCUGUGACAAGCUGGAGGCUGUAAUAAAUCACUCCAGCCAACAGCAGAGGAUCGGUGUCUAGAGACAACGUCUCUGCAACAACCCUUCUCUCAGAUGGGAGGGUCCGUACCCUGCUGACCACCUCCGAGCUUGAGAAUAUGAUCAGCAGACAAUGUAAGUGCAGCAGAUUUGUUUAACAGACAUAACAUCAACAAAGAUAAGAUUGAGUUUCAGUAACUGGCAGUUUUUAUGGAAGCAUGUGGAACCUGAUAAGGUUGCAAGUGGCUUGGGUCCAUUCUCACAGGAAGUAGAUCUCUGCCAAAUGAUUUUACUUUUUUGCUAAAUUUUAAUAAGCAAUCACAUUCGUCUAAAAAUGCAUCAGCUGUGACAUCUGCUGAAAGAUUGUCACCUACAAGGGGCUCUUUUCGUCAUCUUACAGGAAUAUUGCCGGUUACUCAUGGCCAUCAUCUGUGGCAUGCUGUCGAUUAUGAGAAAAAACAUUUUGUCAUAAUUUACUCACCCUCACUCACCCUCCUGAGUUUGAACAGAAUUUGGAACCUGUAUUAAGUCAGGAACUGUUUGGAUACCAAAAUUCUUUAAAAGAACUUCUUUUGCAAUUCAAAAAGUACACACAAGUUUGGAACCUUAAAGGGGUCAUAUGACGUCACUAAAAAAAACAUUAUUUUGUGUACUUGGUGUGUGUUGCAAUGUUUAUGUGGUUCAAAAGCACAUUAUUUUCCAUAUUAGUGUUGCUCCUCUUUCCGAAACGAGUAGAUUUUUACAAAGCUCAUCAUUCUGAAAAGCGUGCUGUGCUCUGAUUGGUCAGCUGUCUAGUGCAUUGUGAUUGGCCGAAUUCCUCAAGCGUGUUAGAAAUUUUCCGCCCCUUACCAGGUUCAAGAAACUUUCAUGCAUAAAAUGUGCUGCAUACACUCGAAUAUUUGGGUUAUACUGUUCUGGAAUAGUGUUGUAAAUAAAACUUAACUACUGAUACGGUCCUCUUUUGGAAGACCAAACAAAGUAGUUUGGCUUUUGCAACAAAGUAGCGUCUCCAUGACACGGCGGCGGUGGCAACAAAACUACAGCGGGUAUAUAAGUUUUGCCUUCUUUCUUUGCGUAUACAUUUGGAUAGUAUGAUGCAAAUCUUCCUACACAGUGAUGUAGAUAUGUGGGGGCUUGUCUGAACUAGGCGUUUUUUGGAAGGUGUGGCUGAGCAUUCACUAUUAUAAAGAAUAUCUCUUUGGGUUUGAGACUUUAAUCUUUGUGACUUUACGAAUCUUCUGUACGCACAAACAGCUUUUAAAUCUCCAAAGACGGAGGAAAACAUGAAAUCACAUCAUAUGACCCCUUUAAAUUAUGAAAAAAAAAAAAGAGUUCAUUUUUGGGUGAACAAUCCCUUUAAAUGCAUUUCCAUUUUACUUGCUUGCCACUGAUGCAAUUUUAGAUUAACUUAAUUUAGUACAUUUUUGUCUCUUUUAAACAGACAACAUGUCACAUACUGGCCAUAGAGAUUUAACUUUUUAUUUAAGUAGGGGAAACUUCAUACUCUACCUCCCUCAGUGCUCUCCAUCCUGUUCUUCCUGAGCGCUUACGGAUGUUGCCUCUGACAGCCAGAACAGUUGCAUGACGUGCAAAUUUGCCAAUGCAUGUAUAGACAAACACCCCCUCAUUAGCAUGCGCCCUCCCCUGCAUAUAUAACUUGUGCCAAAAGUGGAGUAAGUGUGUGUUGUGCUUGGACGCAGCCAUGCGUUUCUAUGCUGCUGAAGGGAGGAAUGCAAUUUCAGUGUUGUUCUGCUCUGGCAAAAAGCUUUGGCAGUGAUGGAUAGCACAGCACAUUCUUCCUCUCAAGCAGAUUCCCAUAGGCGAGCAGAUGGCUGGGCCCGGCACGCCCCCUGCAGGCGGCGGCGGGCUUGCUGCGUGAGCACAGCCAGGUUUUGUGCUGCCCCUCUAGGGCAGAUUACGCCCUCCUCAGCAGACCAUGCCAGCUUCUGGACAAUAACGACUGCCCAUGCACCAUUACUGAAUGCAAUAAGCACUCCUCCUACCCUCCAAAAGUAACGUUGCACUGAAAUGUUACAAUUGUGAAUGUGCCAAACUCAUGACUCAUGACUACUUUGAAAAUGUAUGUACAGGUGUACUGUUCUGUUUGCCAAAAGCAAGAUGAUUUAAAGUUUUGAAAGACUGUCAUCUGUACUGGGACAUAAUUUAUAAAUAUGAAGUUUAUCAACUUAAAUAACUAAUAUUAAAUUCCAAAGCACAGUAAUUCUUAGAUAACAAGCAGUUCAAGUUCACUAGGACAGGCUUUAAAGGACUGAGAUGAUUUUUAAAUUGUGCUUUGGGAUUUCAUAUUCAUCAAAGUUCUGUAAAGAUUGCAUUUAUUAUUAUUCAUUUACUGAGAGCACUGUUCAACACCCAAGCAUGUUCACAGCAAAUCUUCUUCAUAAGAAGACACACAUUUACACCUUUUAUUGUGUAACCACAUUCGAAAGCAAUUUAUUUUUUGUUAGCUUAACAUGGUAAAAGAUACACUGAAAUGAAGAUGAUUAUCUGUAGAUAGUAUUACCAGAAGAGGUUUUGUAAUUAUAAAGACAAACUAUUCAUAUAUUGUUAUGGUGCAGCUUGUUUAUUAGCACUCUAUGGAAAGAAAAAAUAACGUUUCAUAUGAUCCAGACGAAACAAACAGGCCCUUGUUUUUGUUCAGUGGCUAAUAUCAUUAUUUCUCGUUGGGUAAAUGCAGCUUAUAUCUUGGUGGAUGCUUCUGCACCUUCUUAAUUUUGCAGAGGAUACUGUUCAAAUAUUUCUGUACUGUUCUCUCAAUGUGCUUGUGCAAGUAGUUAUAUUUUUAUUAAUAAAAAUUGUUGUGAGCAGUAUGUUCUUAAAAA